GUGACCAAUCCCCGCACCCGGAAGGAGCUGGAGCUGCAUGUACUCUUCGUUAGCAGGUACCUUCAAUGACACUAUGCCCUGGACUUUGGUUUGAUUCAAAUUCCCGACCUGGUACAUACAGCCACGUUUCUCUCUCGCUUGUGAUUGUGUGCAUUCUAUCGCCUUUCUUGCUCUCUCUUCUGAAUUCCCAUCUGGCUUGUUUACUUUCUUCCUUCCAGUCCGUCAAACUGCCUAGACACACGUAGCCCGCAAUGGCGUCAUCAUUCAACGUUGCCGACCUGGCCGAGUAUAUCGAUCUGGACAAGCAGAGCCUAUUGAUCUCGGCAGGGUCAAUCAUCUUCAACCCGCUCUUCUGGAACAUUGUCGCUCGUCAAGAAUACCACAAUAAGGUCCUGACAAGGCUGUUCGGGGGCAGACCCUACCCGGCCUGCUAUGCCCUCGCCGUGACCAUCUUCUCGCUGGGUCUCCUCCGCGAUUGGCUGUACAAGACGGCCCUGUCCGAGCAGCCCUCGCACCCGCUCCUGGAGACGCUGUACUCGCAAGCUGCCGGAUACACCCUGUUCAUCAUCGGCAACAUCCUGGUCGUCUCGUCGACGUGGCGCCUGGGCAUCACGGGCACCUUCCUGGGCGACUACUUUGGCAUCCUGAUGGACGAGAUGGUGACGGGCUUCCCCUUCAACGUGACAUCGGCCCCGAUGUACUGGGGCUCGACGAUGAACUUCCUGGGAACCGCGCUCGUCUUUGGCAAGCCUGCUGGUAUUGCGCUGACCGUCGGCGUGCUCGUCGUGUACAUCAUCGCCCUGCGGUUCGAGGAUCCGUUCACUGCUGGGAUUUACGCCAAACGUGAGCGCGAGCGUGAGGCGGCCAAAUCUGGCAAGAAGCAGAAAUAGAGAGAGAAAAAAAAAUGGCCCUC
Molecule: messenger RNA, 913 nt
Organism: Trichoderma harzianum CBS 226.95
Lineage: Eukaryota; Fungi; Ascomycota; Sordariomycetes; Hypocreales; Hypocreaceae
Exons: 4
Coding region: 252-890 (212 amino acids)
Biological process (GO): phosphatidylcholine biosynthetic process
Molecular function (GO): S-adenosylmethionine-dependent methyltransferase activity
Source: RefSeq, a predicted model, not a curated record